AUGGAUCCAGAAAACGAGAGUCAGUUCAAAACGACACCAGCGUCUAGCCAGCCUGACCAACGCACUCAGCCUUGGAAGGCAUUCUUGCCCAAAGAGAUGUUUGAGAAGGAAGCAGUCGAAGAUCUUGAUACUGGAAACAUGGGGAAAGAUGGACUUUGUGGUUUUGAUCAGCAACAGAGCAUACCCUCAGCGCCGACCGAUGGGAUCCGUCUUAAUCACCACUCUCGAAACGAAAAUUUCGGGUUCCAACUUGUGUCAAACACGUUGAGAGUUCCUCCUUCUACCGUAGAAGAGGGGACGACUCUCUUGCUCACCAUCAUCCAACGUGACAACUAUUCGAAAGAGGAACGAGAAGCAGCCUCGAAUCUUUCAAGGCAACUGGAUGGUCUUCCGUUGGCCGUCAAUCCCAUGGCCUCACAAAUGGUUUCUCGACAAAUGUCUCCUGUUCAGUUCAUCAAGUCCUUUGAUAGAUAUUCGGAGCGAUUGUUCGAGAAAGUCAACACUGCUUUCCAUUCUUCUUUUGACUCCCUUGACGAGACCUCGGUUACUGUCUUCGGUGUUGCACGUUUCGUCGUACAAGAUGCUAUUCCGGAUGAUUUGUUCAAACCGGAUGAUGAUACCCCGAUAGGAAAGGAAGGGCCAUGGGAUGAUCCGUGGGUGUAA
Fusarium oxysporum Fo47 is the source of this 663-nucleotide messenger RNA. RefSeq lists its product as uncharacterized. The transcript has 4 exons. The record is from RefSeq and is a predicted model, not a curated record. Bases 1 to 663 code for a protein of 220 amino acids. Lineage: Eukaryota; Fungi; Ascomycota; Sordariomycetes; Hypocreales; Nectriaceae.